AUCAUUAUCUAUCCUGUUCAUCACCAUCCUCGGAGGCUCACCUACCAACAACGACGACGUUACUCUUCCCUCGACACCCUUUGCAUAUAACGACAUCCAUCUACCACACCUCCACCCACCCAUCACCUUGCCUCGUCAACGCAUCCAUCCCCUUGUGCCAAUGUCAUCCCUCCCCGCUACAUCUGGUCCAGACACUCCAAUCUCCGCUCCCCCUUCCACCUCCCACACUCAGGAUACCGACUUAGAACUCCCUCCUUCACUUGCGUCUCAACUCGAACUUUGGACCAACCUCACCUUCCAAUCAGACGAACCACUCCCAUCUCAACACGUUCCUCCCACCAAUGAAUUCGACCUCGAUGGCUUUCUAAGCCAGUUUGGCGGCGUACAAUCCGUAUUCCCUGGUGUUUCCGCUGGAUUCCCGUCGUUCCCGGAGGCGCCUGCUUGGGGUUCUGCUGCCUUUAAUGCCCUCUCUAGCAGCGCUUCCGCAGAGAAUACUUCGGGAGAACCACCUUUGAAGAAGGCGCGCGGUCGCAAAGCGAGCGUGUCUGCCAGUUCAGAUGCCGAGUUCAGUGCACAGCAGAUGGAGUCGUUGAUGGCAAAAUAUGAGAGCGGUGUCCCACUGACCCCAGCGGAAGAUAAGAGGAGGAGGAACACGGCUGCGUCCGCUCGUUUCCGUUUGAAGAAGAAGGAGCGGGAGGCGGCGAUGGAGCGUAACCUGAAACAUCUAGAAUCGCGGGUGGUGGAGCUCGAGCGGGAAGCGGAGGGUUUGAGGAAGGAGAACGGCUGGCUCCGAGGACUCUUGGUUGGCGUCAACGUCCCCGCUGGUGUGGCGGCUGCAAGUGUCGGUCUGACGGGACCAGGAGAAGAGAAGAACGCGAUCAAGGUCGAUGCUUAAUGCCCUCCAUUUCGGUUGAUCCAUUCUGGUGUCACUGCUCCAUGGUUAUUGGUUUUCUCCCUGUGGUCUGGUUGUCGUGGUUUGUUGGAACAUUUCGUGGCUUGCCCUGACGCUGCGCGAGCUUGGUUGUACCGAUUUGUACCGAAUACAUGUCAAAUACGUCUGCUGCCCUUGUAACCUGUUCGGUGAACUCAAAUAGCAAUGAUCGCAGGCAGAAUUGCA
Messenger RNA from Dacryopinax primogenitus, 1117 nucleotides. RefSeq lists its product as uncharacterized. Gene Ontology annotation, molecular function: DNA-binding transcription activator activity, RNA polymerase II-specific; RNA polymerase II transcription regulatory region sequence-specific DNA binding. Gene Ontology annotation, biological process: regulation of transcription by RNA polymerase II. Gene Ontology annotation, cellular component: nucleus. Bases 593 to 895 code for a protein of 100 amino acids. The record is from RefSeq and is a predicted model, not a curated record. The transcript has 2 exons. NCBI's taxonomy places the organism in Eukaryota, Fungi, Basidiomycota, Dacrymycetes, Dacrymycetales, Dacrymycetaceae.